CAUACAUUUCCUUUCUGUCUCUUCCUGCACCGUUUACCGUUCGUGUGUUCGUUUUUAUCCGGAAGUCUGUGUCUUCCGACGUAGAAGGAUGUGGGAUUCAUCGGUGUUUCUCAGCACGCUGACUCCCAAAUUCUACGUUGCCCUUACCGGCACAUCUAGUCUCAUUUCCGGGUUGAUACUAAUAUUCGAAUGGUGGUACUUCCGGAAGUAUGGAACAUCUUUCAUCGAACAAGUAUCUAUCAAUCACAUCAGUCCGUGGAUAAGUGGUAACGACAAUGGCACCGAUUCGCCGGCCCCAGCCAAUACGAGCGGCAGUACGAGUGGUAGUAGUGGUACCACACAAAGUAUGCCCGAAUGUAAAGUUUGGCGCAAUCCGCUCAAUUUGUUUCGUGGUGCGGAGUACCAACGUUUCUACUGGGCCACCCAGAAAGAACCGCUUACGUUCUACGAUAUGAACCUGUCGGCGCAGGACCAUCAGACAUUCUUUACAUGCGAAGGAGACGCUGGUAAGGCCGAGUACGAGAUCAUGCAGACGGCCUGGCGUGAGCGGAACCCUGUCGUUCGAAUCAAAGCGGCCAAAAGUGCACUAGAGCUCAACCCAGACUGUGCCCCGGCCUACAUACUGUUGGCAGAGGAAGAAGCGACCACGAUAGUAGAGGCCGAGAAAAUCCUCCGGACGGCACUGAAAGUGGCCGAAGGUAACUACAAAAGGUCACAAACCUUCCAACAUCAGGGCACGAUCGCCGAAGGCAUCCAUCGGCGCGAUACCAACGUGCUGAUCUACAUCAAGCGUCGGCUGGCCAUGUGUGCCCGCAAGCUCGGCAAGCUGAAGGAAGCCGUGAAGAUGUUCCGCGAUCUGACGAAGGAGAUAUCGCCCAUCAUGAACGUGCUCAAUAUUCACGAGAAUCUGCUCGAGGCGCUGCUGGAAAUGCAAGCAUACGCCGACUGUCAGGCGGUGCUGGCCAAGUACGACGACAUCUCGCUACCAAAGUCGGCCACCAUCUGCUACACGGCCGCGCUGCUAAAAGCGCGCGUGGUUGCCGAAAAGUUCUCGCCCGAUGUGGCAUCCAAGCGCGGUCUCAGCCCGGCGGAGAUGAGUGCGGUCGAGGCGAUUCAUCGGGCGGUGGAGUUUAACCCGCAUGUGCCGAAGUAUCUGCUCGAGAUGAAGCAACUCAUACUACCGCCGGAACACAUCCUGAAGCGUGGUGACUCCGAGGCACUAGCGUACGCGUUCUUCCAUCUCAGCCACUGGAAGAACGUCGAGGGCGCUCUAAAUCUGCUACACUGCACCUGGGAGGGUACGUUUCGCAUGCUGCCGUACCCGCUGGAACGUGGCCAUCUCUUCUAUCCGUACCCAACGUGCACGGAGUGUGCGGACCGUGAACUGCUGCCAGCCUUCCACGAGGUGUCCGUCUAUCCGAAGAAGGAGCUCCCGUUCUUCAUUCUCUUCACAGCCGGACUCUGUUCGAUUACGGCACUGUUGGCGUUGCUCACGCACCAGUAUCCAGAAUCGAUGGGUAUCUUCGCCAGCACGACUCUCAGCUGGUUCUCACUGCCGUUCCACUUCCUUAAGGAGCGUCUCGAGGCGAUCUGGCCCUGCAAUCUACUCCAGCAGCUGUCGCGCAUUUAAAGUACCCGAUGUUCGAACUGACCCCUUACCUGGCUGGCUUUCCUACGUUCUAUACGAUGUGGCAUGAUGGGCCGUUGUGCUGGGACGCAUUUUCGUUAGCUCGCCCCCUCUCUUUCCUCAUGCCUAUCGGUUUAACGCCUCCACAAUCCUUAUUUUAGUUUGUCAUAUCCUCUGGCUUCUUAAUCGACGCAAAAAUGCUCCCUCUCGCCAUCAUUGACCUCUCAUUGCCCAACCUGUAUGCGUAGCACAAAGGCGGAAGGAAGAUAAACGAAACAGGAAACAGGGAGUCGAAUAACUUAAUCCUGCUGAAUGUCUUAAGCACAAACUAGGCGGCGUACGUCGUGAACAAAGUGGUGCGUAGUGGCGCGCCUGUUUCUCGAGGGUCUGCCCGCGCACUCAAUCCCGAUCUCGCGGUGGUGUAGUGCUGUAAUAAAUUUAAUGUGAAUGAGUGUAAUUUAAGCGACUGCGUAGUGUCACAGCUCCGCGACUUUGGUCUCCAUUUUAUGUCGUUAGUUUCGUUCUGUAUGUGUGCGAACGUGUAUGAUUAAACAUUGAAUAAACAUACAAUUAUAAAUUAUUGAACAGAAGUAAUCGCA
This is a messenger RNA of Anopheles moucheti, 2226 nucleotides long. RefSeq names its product protein ST7 homolog. Lineage: Eukaryota; Metazoa; Arthropoda; Insecta; Diptera; Culicidae. The coding region runs from base 89 to 1630 and encodes 513 amino acids. The transcript has 3 exons. Gene Ontology annotation, molecular function: protein binding. The record is from RefSeq and is a predicted model, not a curated record.